ACUGUAUCGGCAGGUUAAAUGAUAAAGAAACAUCUGGCCUACAUGGAUGCACCUGCUUCAGUUGCCCCAUGUUUGCAUUUCAGAGUCCAUGUGAAGCCGUCUGCCUUGACGUAAUGUCUCUCUGUAGGCUGAAUGUACUAAACAGACAGGAUGUUUCCUGGGCGUGUGGAAUGAAGACACUCCUGCCCUAUAUUGUUGAAAUCCCAGCUGUCUUGAUUCUAAGCGCAUCCAUCCAGACAUUAAUGGUCUCUUAUCUGAUGCGUUCAGCUCGCUGCGGUGUUCGUUUAUUGGUGUAAGGCCAGCCAAACUCCUAAACGAAGAGAAGCCCGCAUGCAGGGUGUGUGUGUGUGGAUUCGGACUUUGGCCCUGGAAGGGGUGCGUGUAUUUAUUGGCAGUUGGUAGAGCAGAACCGUGAAUCGUGAUCUGCUUGCCGUGGUCCAGCGCCAUGGUAGACAUGCCGAGCCUGUACAGUCCCUUGUGCCCGCUGGGCGAUCCAAUUCUGGACAGCCCUCUGUAUGGAGAGCUCAUUGGUGACAUGGAGGUGCUGGAGGACAUCUCUCAGUCUCUCAGCGACGAUACCUUCAACUCCCUUCACGUACUGGACUACCAGAGCAGCAACACAGCAGCAGAUAGCUCAACUGUCUUAGAUGUCUUAACACCUGCAUCGAGUCCGUCCUCAGAAGUGUUUGCGUCCAGCACGAUUCAGGACGAGAACUCCUCUGGUUCCUUGGCCCUCGAGUGCCGCGUCUGCGCCGACCGGGCCUCAGGUUUCCAUUAUGGAGUGCACGCCUGCGAAGGGUGCAAGGGGUUCUUCAGGAGAACCAUUCGACUCAAACUGGAGUACGACAAGUGCGAACGCAACUGCAAGAUCCAGAAAAAGAACCGAAACAAAUGCCAAUACUGCCGUUUCCGCAAGUGCCUUGCAGUGGGCAUGUCCCACAACGCUAUCCGUUUUGGGCGGAUACCCCAAUCUGAAAAGCAGAGGCUGAAAGCAGAACAGGACGUAAACGUGAAAGAGGAGCACGAGUCCCAGCAGCCGGACACAAAGAGUCUGGCCAAGCAGAUGCAUGAAGCCUACCUCAAACACUUCCACAUGAACAAAGCCAAAGCACGUGUGUUUCUCACGGGCAAGACCGGCACUCCGCCCUUCGUCAUCCACGACAUGGACACUCUCCAGCAUGCCGAGCAGAAACUACUCACCCAGCUGCUGGGCAACAUGGCGUCCGGAGACGUCUCCACUCUGCGGGAGAGGGAAGUGGAGGCCCGGCUCUUUCUGUUCUGCCAGUACGCCUCGGUGGCGACGGUCACAGAGCUGACGGAGUUCGCCAAGGCCGUGCCUGGCUUUGCCGCCCUAGACCUCAACGACCAGGUGACUCUGCUGAAGUACGGCGUGUAUGAGGCGCUCUUCGCUCUGCUGGCCUCCUGCAUGAACAAAGACGGGCUGCUGGUGGCUCGCGGCGGAGGCUUCAUCACUCGAGAAUUUCUAAAGAGUCUGCGUAAGCCCUUCAGCGACAUGAUGGAGCCGAAAUUUCAGUUCGCCAUGAGGUUCAAUGCCCUAGAGCUCGACGACAGCGACCUGGCACUGUUCGUGGCUGCCAUCAUCUGCUGCGGAGACCGUCCAGGACUGAGCGACGUGUCGCAGAUCGAGCGCAUCCAGGAGAGCAUCAUCCACGCCCUACGGCUCCACCUGUUGUCCAACCACCCCGACAACACCUUACUCUUUCCCAAGCUGCUGCAGAAACUGGCCGACCUGCGGCAGCUGGUGACGGAGCACGCGGAGCUGGUCCAGGACAUCAACAAGACGGACGAUGCUUCACUCCACCCGCUUCUGCAGGAGAUCUACAGAGACAUGUACUGAGCUCAGAGCGUCGCCAUUCUCGGGAAGGCAGGACAUUACAGGGAAAAGCCAGCGUAAUUCUAGGCUGAAAAAUAUAGCGCUAACCUUUAAUAGGGCACGGACCUUUAUAAGGUCAAUGCCUAUAGCCCCAUAGAUGUUUUGUAAAUUUGCCAGAGUGGAUUUCAAUUACAGGUGCAGUGAGCGAAUGGCACUCAAAAUAUAUAGAAAUCCCUAAAAAACAUAUGUGACCCUGGAGCACAAAACCAGUUUUAAGU
Molecule: messenger RNA, 2112 nt
Organism: Sinocyclocheilus rhinocerous
Lineage: Eukaryota; Metazoa; Chordata; Actinopteri; Cypriniformes; Cyprinidae
Product: peroxisome proliferator-activated receptor alpha-like
Exons: 7
Coding region: 446-1858 (470 amino acids)
Biological process (GO): negative regulation of cholesterol storage; negative regulation of inflammatory response; hormone-mediated signaling pathway
Cellular component (GO): nucleus
Molecular function (GO): RNA polymerase II cis-regulatory region sequence-specific DNA binding; nuclear receptor activity; DNA-binding transcription repressor activity, RNA polymerase II-specific
Source: RefSeq, a predicted model, not a curated record